Messenger RNA from Lathyrus oleraceus (garden pea), 999 nucleotides. RefSeq lists its product as uncharacterized. The record is from RefSeq and is a predicted model, not a curated record. The coding region runs from base 1 to 999 and encodes 332 amino acids. NCBI's taxonomy places the organism in Eukaryota, Viridiplantae, Streptophyta, Magnoliopsida, Fabales, Fabaceae. The transcript is spliced from 3 exons.
AUGUCGUCGAAGAGAAAGACGAAGGAAACACCCAAAAAAAUAAUAACAACAAAGGCAAGUCGAAAACCCCCGCUCACACCCAAGAAGCGAAAACAAAAAGAACCUCAAAUUCAGAUCACCGAUUCAGACGAAGGUGACCUCUCACCGGACACCACCAAACCAACGAAGAAAAGAAAGAAGCAAAUAAAGACCUUUGACACUCUCUCUCAUCCAAAAAUAAAGGCUACCAAAGUCUCUGCAAAGAAAUCCCCUACUUCAAAGGAACCUUCGGUCGAUCGCGAACCACCAACCACAAAGACUCCUGAACAACGUGAGAGUGAUAAUUCUAGCCCUGAGGAUGAAGAUAGCACAAAGCAAUCAAACAUCACACAAAUAAUCCCAAUAAGCAGUAGCGACCUUUCUUAUCACCCUACCAGCACUCCCUCUUAUCAUCCCAUAUCCCCCAAAGAUUCGACAAAAGAAUCUACAGAAGUGGGCAAGCCUAUUGAGGAUAUGCACAAGGAUCAAGCCGAUGAUUCUAAGCACGGGAAUGAAGAAGAAAAUAAUACCCUUGUCGAAGGGGAAGCGGAUGAGGAGAUGCAGGAUGCUGGUGACAUUGUUGAAAACAUAAUUGAAGAUGGGUCUCCAACAAUUGGAAAUAAAAACACUGAUAGUCCAUAUGACGAAGAAGAAGAGGAUCGUUCCAUGUCUGCUGAGGACGAAGAUGAGGACCAAGAAAAUGUACCACAAGAUGAGCAAAACAAAAAUGUACCAAAGACCAAAGCAACCUCUGAUGUCAGCAUAAGGACUAUGGCAACUUCUACUAGAAACAUUGGUGCCCUCUCUUUAGAAGAACUCGAAGCACUAAAAAUGAGAAAACCAUUGGAAUACCUGAAAGUCAUUAUGAGUGAAAGGGUAGUUCGACUGACAAAAGCCCCAAUACUUCAACAGCGUCAGGUGGCCAAUCUACCAGCAAAUAUGGUGAUGAAUUACUUCUCAAGAUUAAAUAAAAGGCCUUAG